Molecule: messenger RNA, 1375 nt
Organism: Salvia splendens (bonfire salvia)
Lineage: Eukaryota; Viridiplantae; Streptophyta; Magnoliopsida; Lamiales; Lamiaceae
Product: nicotinate-nucleotide pyrophosphorylase [carboxylating], chloroplastic
Exons: 10
Coding region: 89-1147 (352 amino acids)
Biological process (GO): quinolinate catabolic process; NAD+ biosynthetic process
Cellular component (GO): cytoplasm
Molecular function (GO): nicotinate-nucleotide diphosphorylase (carboxylating) activity
Source: RefSeq, a predicted model, not a curated record
ACGCGCAGAAAGCUUGUUUUAGAAAGUCGAAGGAAUCCACAAAUUGCAAUCACCGCAGCAGUAAUUCAGUAAAAGACGAAAUCUUUAUAUGAUGAGAGCUCUUUCCCUCUCCACAUUUUCUUCUCCCAUUCCCUCUUCCCAAAGAUUGUUGGUGAAAAUGUCAGCAACAGCCACCAGAAGCACGGCAACUCCGGCGGCUUCAAUGGCCGUGAAGCCACCGGCCCACCCCACUUAUGACCUCAAGAGUGUUAUACGUCUUGCCCUGUCUGAGGAUGCUGGUGAUCUAGGGGAUGUGACUUGUAAAGCUACGAUUCCUGAUGAAAUGGAAGUGGAAGCGUGUUUUUUGGCGAAGGAGGAUGGUAUUGUGGCUGGUAUUGGACUAGCUGAAAUGGUGUUUAAGGAGGUUGAUCCUUCUCUUAAGGUGGAGUGGUAUGCGAAAGAUGGUGAUAAUGUACACAAAGGCUUGCAAUUCGGUAAAGUACAUGGAAGGGCACAUAGUAUUGUUGUGGUCGAAAGGGUUGUUCUUAACUUUAUGCAGAGGAUGAGUGGAAUAGCAACUCUAACAAAGGCCAUGGCAGAUGCUGCACACCCUGCAAUCAUUUUAGAGACACGGAAAACUGCCCCAGGCUUAAGAUUAACGGAUAAAUGGGCGGUUGUAAUAGGUGGAGGUCAGAAUCAUAGAAUGGGUUUGUUCGAUAUGGUCAUGAUAAAAGACAAUCACAUAUCUAUAGCUGGAGGUGUCCCGAAUGCCCUGAAAUCUGUGGACCUUUAUUUAGAGCAAAAUCAUCUUCAAAUGGGCGUCGAGGUUGAAACGAGGACUUUGGAGGAAGUAAAUGAAGUUUUGCACUACGCAUCCACAACAAAGACAGCCUUGACCAGAAUAAUGCUGGAUAAUAUGGUUGUCCCCCUGUCUGAUGGCGACAUUGAUAUAUCCAUGCUUAAAGAAGCCGUGAAAUUGAUCGAUGGGAGGUUUGAGACCGAGGCGUCUGGAAAUGUCACCAUUGAGACUGUGCACAAGAUUGGACAGUCGGGGGUUACCUACAUUUCUAGUGGCGCGCUAACACAUUCUGUUAAAGCACUUGACAUUUCCUUGAAGAUCGACACGAAACUUGCACUUGAAGUUGGAAAGCGUACGAAACGAGCAUGAUACUUUCAAGCCAAGUGUAUUAGAAAAUCGUUUCGCCUUUUUUGCUUUGUAGGCUGCUGGUUUUUUAGUUUGGAAUGGAGAGAUUACAGGAUCUGAGCUAAAGGUUCACACUUAUGUGGUGUGGAUUUCUAUGAUGCCAAAAAUAAGUGAUACAUGUAAGAAUGUUCAAUACUAGUAGUAAUUCUAGUGUUGUGAUUAUAUCAAUCAUAGUUGCAAAGUUUGGCUAAA